GUUUUGCAUUCACAUAAAGGAGGAAGAGACACUCAUGAGGAGUGAAAGAGAAAGAGAGAGCUUAUGAGACCAUAAGAGGAGCCUGAUGGGAAAAAAAUAAGAGAAAGACAAAGCAAAUAUGAAGAGAUUAAAUGAGAGUUAAAACAGUGGGAGGAGACUAACAAGAAAAAAAAAAAGAAGAGCGAAGGUGUUGGCAACAGCAGGCAUGACUGACAAGAAACUGAGGCAGACACAAUGAGAGAAAUGAAGAGAUGGAUUUGCUGUCUCAUUCACACUCUGUUCUUUAGGAGUUAAACAUGUUUGCUGUAUUAUAAAACUAGCUUGCAGGCUGCAGUGGAGUCCACUGUGAAUGCUAUCGUGUCAGUUGCUGUGCUUACAGGCAGUGAACUGUGCUGAAAGCAUCGACUGAGACAAGCUGGUCCCUGAACUAAGCAGGUUCUGACAGUGGGCGUCACCAUGGAGGAGAGGGAGCGGCAGUGUAAUGGAGAGGAAAGAGGUGAUGUUGUAUCCCCCACAGGACAGCCAGUCACGGCAGGAGAACCAGGCACAGCGUCCACAUGGAGGAAUGGUCAGCGUGUGGCGUCUGUGUCCACAUCCACUUGGGUCACUCCCAUGUUUGACUUGUCACACUGCAGGACUCUUCUGGAAUCCAAAGGCUUCCAGAUUCCAGCUGAGGAUUUUGAGGGUCCACUUCAUUUAGCACUGGAACACCCAUCUGUCAGAAGAUACCUGCUUUUCAACUCAAACAUUUUUAAUGUCAUCAUGGCACCCCUCUUAUAUGCGGUGCUGUGGUGCGCUGUGUACUCGACCAUUCACAUGUACCUCGAUGGCAACACAACAGACUUCUGGGUGCUCUGUCUGUGUGUCAGUCUGGUGUCCAUAAUCCUCACCACCGCCAUCAUCCUCAUCUUCCACCACAGCAACAAAAAGAUCAACAUGAACACAGACGUGCGGUUGGUGGGGGUUAAUGAGCACAUGGUCAGGCACAAGCUGCUGGUGGGAGUGGCUGACUGGGUGCAGAAAUGCAGAGGAAAACUGCAGCUGUUCUGUGUAUACUGGGACACAUCCCAAUGUCUGCUAUCUCUGACUGAAGCGCUGGACGACAUGAGUUUUGUCAGGGAUCAAGUACAGAACAAACUCAAGAAAAGAAUGUCCCACCUAGUUCUAGUGACCGAGGUCACGACCCUGGAUCUCGAGGCUGGAUCACAUGACGAGGAGCUUCCAGAAGAAGAGCAGCCGCUGCUGGUGGAGAGACGAGAGCAAAGCGCAUCAACUAGUCAACGGGAAGACUCUAAACUCACCAAAAACUUCAGCUUGAUGCCUGACACCGCUCUUCCAAAUCAGGCGAUUGCUCAGCAGCUCCUGAUGACCUACAGUGCACUUUAUGUCAGACUGCUGGUAUCAAACAAGCUUCCUGUUCCUCCCCAGCAGCCUUCAGGUGCAAGGAGAAACCACUCCACUUCCUGUAUGUGUCUGUGUGAGUUUGUGGAGCUGAAGGUCCUGCGGUAGACAGACUAUCAUGACUAUCAAUCUUACACUCAAAAGUAUUAGUCAUCCAGUUCUCUUGGAUGAUUGUUUUGCUGUCAGUUAUGAUACAGUCACAGACUGUUCUUGCUGCUCUUAAACUGUUAUGAUUUCAUCUGUUAACUGAAAUACAUAUUAUAUUUUUUUGUU
Molecule: messenger RNA, 1674 nt
Organism: Labeo rohita (rohu)
Lineage: Eukaryota; Metazoa; Chordata; Actinopteri; Cypriniformes; Cyprinidae
Gene: tmem268
Product: transmembrane protein 268
Exons: 11
Coding region: 457-1509 (350 amino acids)
Source: RefSeq, a predicted model, not a curated record